ACCGGCUGGUUCUUGUUACUCUUUUUAGCAAAUGGCGGAUGACGCCGGUGCUGCGGGAGGCCCCGGAGGCCCCGGAGGCCCCGGGGGCCCUGGCAUGGGAAGCCGUGGUGGCUUCCGCGGAGGCUUCGGCAGCGGCGUACGGGGCCGGGGCCGGGGUCGCGGUCGGGGCCGGGGCCGAGGCCGCGGAGCUCGCGGAGGCAAGGCCGAGGACAAGGAGUGGCUCCCCGUCACCAAGCUGGGCCGCUUGGUUAAGGACAUGAAGAUCAAGUCCUUGGAGGAGAUCUAUCUCUUUUCUUUGCCUAUCAAGGAAUCUGAGAUCAUUGACUUUUUCUUGGGGGCAUCUCUCAAGGACGAGGUUUUGAAGAUCAUGCCUGUGCAAAAGCAGACCCGUGCUGGCCAGCGGACCAGGUUCAAGGCGUUUGUCGCCAUCGGGGAUUACAACGGACAUGUUGGUUUGGGCGUGAAGUGCUCUAAGGAGGUAGCCACUGCCAUCCGUGGGGCCAUCAUUCUGGCCAAGCUCUCCAUCGUCCCCGUGCGACGAGGCUACUGGGGGAACAAGAUCGGCAAGCCCCAUACCGUCCCUUGCAAGGUGACUGGCCGCUGUGGCUCUGUGCUGGUGCGCCUCAUCCCUGCCCCCAGGGGCACUGGCAUCGUCUCAGCCCCUGUGCCCAAGAAGCUACUGAUGAUGGCUGGAAUUGACGACUGCUACACCUCUGCCAGGGGCUGCACUGCCACGCUGGGCAACUUCGCCAAGGCCACUUUUGAUGCCAUUUCCAAGACCUACAGUUAUCUCACUCCUGAUCUCUGGAAAGAGACGGUGUUCACCAAGUCUCCGUAUCAGGAAUUCACUGACCAUCUUGUAAAGACCCACACCAGAGUUUCUGUGCAGAGGACCCAGGCUCCAGCUGUAGCCACCACAUAGUUUUCUAUAAGAAAAAUAAAGUGAAUGAAGCUA
Molecule: messenger RNA, 955 nt
Organism: Lagenorhynchus albirostris (white-beaked dolphin)
Lineage: Eukaryota; Metazoa; Chordata; Mammalia; Artiodactyla; Delphinidae
Gene: RPS2
Product: ribosomal protein S2
Exons: 7
Coding region: 32-922 (296 amino acids)
Biological process (GO): translation
Cellular component (GO): ribosome; cytosolic small ribosomal subunit
Molecular function (GO): structural constituent of ribosome; RNA binding
Source: RefSeq, a predicted model, not a curated record